CAUGUGUUGGGAAAUGUUCUUGGUGCGCUUGGUAAUCAAGAAUCGCUGAAAAUUGCUCGUGAAGUGCUACUGGUCCAGGGACCCGAAUUCCUGGACGAUUAUCUGCUUGGAGCCGCCCACACUACAAGCAAUGAUGAGAAAUGGCAUAAGCAUUUGAUGUACUGGAUGAUCGACGGGAAGGAACAGCAGGAGCUGUACUGGAAGUUAGCCAACACGUUGGCCACAGUCCUAAGAAAGCGAUGCGAUAGGACACCAAGCACGCGUAAUUCGUGCCAGCAAGGAAAAGAACGGAUAGUUGCGAGAUUUAUCGCUGAUGUCAGCGCAUGCAAAACAGAGGAUUGCCAUGUGAAAUCACUGGAGGUUCUUCAGAACAUCCCAAUAUCGGCAUCGUUCGAACUUGCCCGAGGAUUCCUUUGUACUUCCAAUCACAGCGUGCCCGUUCAAACUGCCGCUUUACAAGUGAUCAGAGCCGCCAGUCCAACACUUUAUGACUCUAAGUUGGCCAACACCCUCAUCAGACUAUUCCGCAACGUUUGUCCCCAACCAACAACAACUGGCGAGUCGCAACUAGCCAUCGACAUUCUUGUCAGAUGUAUUCCUGAACAGCAACAUGUUGCAACGAUGCUUCUUCGUACGGAAACACUGAAUCCAGAUGAUCCUGAAAAAUGGCAGUAUUUUUAUAAAGCUGUCCAAAGUAGUGGACAGAGGGAUGAGUUGAAGGAGGAAGUCUGGCGCCAAAUGCGAAAAUUCAAAGUUUUCCGACCAAAUUAUGCACAACGUGCUUUGAUUGCCGAUUCACAUGCACGUUGGCAGGAAAUCGCUGAUGUUGAUGGAUACAGAUUGCACUCAACAUCGGAGGUUGAGUUCGAUUACGGAGUUUUCAAGCGAUCAAAUUUUGAGAUUGGUUUGAAGCACGGUAAACUCACGACAAUGACAGUUGGAUUGGACUCGUUCGUCAGCGAUCGUGCAACUCCAGCAGAUCCCGAAGCAAAAGGCACAACUGAGCUCAUGGCUGCGGUAUGGAACGCUGAUGGACAGACAGUCAAGGCUCUUGAGGGCAAUGUGAUGCUGCGGGACACCACCAUUACGCUACCGUUGCUUUCCGGACUCACUGUUGAGGUCUCGUCAAGUGGAGCUCUCUCGUUCAAAGUGCUAACCUCUGCAGCCGUUUCAAUUUUCAAUCAACAGUCUUUAGCGGAGCUAAAUACUAAG
Molecule: messenger RNA, 1212 nt
Organism: Ostertagia ostertagi
Lineage: Eukaryota; Metazoa; Nematoda; Chromadorea; Rhabditida; Trichostrongylidae
Source: the annotation of a GenBank genome assembly